AUGCCCCCUGUUCAUUAUGUAACUAUACCAAAAGUUGAAAAAAGGGUUUUAUGGGCACGAUGGAAAAAAGCUCAAUGGUGUGUUUUAUCAGUUAUUAAACUUACAAAUAAAAUUCUUUAUCGACGUCAAUGUUUAAUUGAAAUUCAAAAACGUGUUCGUAUGCGUCUAGUUUACAAACGUCAUGCACCACGAAUUCGAGGUUUGAUUAAAGUUAAAGCAUUACUUGAACAAGUUGCUUCAAUGGAAAACAUUGUCGGACAAAUGAAAGUUAAUAAAGAACAAGUUUAUAAGCAAGUACACCAAUUAAGACAACAAAUUGAUCAAUUAAUUAAUGAAAUCACAAAUACAUCUAUUAGUGAAACCAAUAUUGAUGAUGCGUGUGAUGAUCUUGUUUCAUGCAUUGGUCACGAAUUUCGUCGAUUACAACAAGCUCUCGAUGAUCAAGUAACAAAAGAAGAAGAAGAAGUUGUUAAGAAAAUUGCAAUGGAACUUGAACGUGAAAAAAAUAAAAUACUUGCUAUAGAAAUACGUUUAGAACAAGAAAAAGAAGAAUUUCGACAGUGUUCAGCUAUUGCUCAGCGUCAAAAAGCAGAAGAACAGUUUCAAGGCAAACUUACUGCUGAAGAAACAAAAUGUCAAAAAGAACAUCAAGCCAAAGAAUCUGAUGAAGAACCCCAUCUAGCUGAAUUAAAUGAACGUGAACGUUGUGAUUAUGAUAUAGCUCGACGACUUGCUUUAGAAACAGGUGAUAAAGCUGAUUUACCACAUUUAAUACGAACUCGCCGUCCAGUUAGCGUUCAAAAAUAUGAUUUAAGUAAAUAUACAUACCAUCAAUUACGUGACUUAAUCAGUACAUCUUGCGAUUUCGAAUUACUAGAAGCUUAUCAGGAAGAACUUCAUCUACGUUUGAAAACUUAUGAACGAUGGCUAUCAAAAGAUGAAAACACUAAAAAUCCAUCAGCUCCAGAUAAUAACAUUGAUGAAGAUGAAGAACGAGACCCAAAAGAUAUUUUAAAUAAUGGUAAGUUUAAUCCAGUAAUAUAA
Molecule: messenger RNA, 1044 nt
Organism: Rotaria sordida
Lineage: Eukaryota; Metazoa; Rotifera; Eurotatoria; Philodinida; Philodinidae
Source: the annotation of a GenBank genome assembly